This is a messenger RNA of Penicillium waksmanii, 561 nucleotides long. RefSeq names its product putative phosphoglycerate mutase family protein. The coding region runs from base 1 to 561 and encodes 186 amino acids. Lineage: Eukaryota; Fungi; Ascomycota; Eurotiomycetes; Eurotiales; Aspergillaceae. The transcript has 3 exons. The record is from RefSeq and is a predicted model, not a curated record.
AUGCUUUUCCCGUCAGCGAUCUUGGCCUUCUGCCUCCUGUGGACCGUCACGUCCGCCAGAAAGCCCCCUACUGUCUACCUGAUUCGCCAUGCCGAGAAGCCAGCCGAUAAAGCAGACCACCGUCUCACCCACAAGGGAAAAGAACGAGCGCAAUGCCUGCGCACUGUCUUCGGCGCAGAAUCCGAGUACAAUAUCGGCUAUAUCAUUGCGCCAACCGUGAAGAAGCACGGCAAACACAGCAGACCCUUUGAAACAGUCCGUCCACUCGCGAAAGACCUCGGCCUCAGAGUUGACACCCAUUGUUCGCGCAAAAGUGGCGCGUGUGUAGCCGACGCGAUUCGGGACUACGAUGGGCCUGGAAAUAUCUUGAUCUCUUGGCGGCACGGGACGAUUUCUGAUAUUCAGUGGUUUUUGGGCUCGGAAUAUCCACUUGAGUAUCCCUAUGAUCGAUAUGAUUUGAUCUGGACAUUCCCUUAUCCAUAUGAUGUCAUUACGGAGGUUAGGGCUGAACAUUGUCCUGGAAUAGAUAUUCCUAGCCCCGGGCUUGUGGUGCAGGAUUAG